Molecule: messenger RNA, 8623 nt
Organism: Oncorhynchus gorbuscha (pink salmon)
Lineage: Eukaryota; Metazoa; Chordata; Actinopteri; Salmoniformes; Salmonidae
Product: sphingosine-1-phosphate lyase 1-like
Exons: 14
Coding region: 153-1859 (568 amino acids)
Biological process (GO): sphingolipid catabolic process; carboxylic acid metabolic process
Cellular component (GO): endoplasmic reticulum
Molecular function (GO): sphinganine-1-phosphate aldolase activity; pyridoxal phosphate binding
Source: RefSeq, a predicted model, not a curated record
UCCUGAAUUUAGGUUACGAUUGUCUGUGAUAUAGUGCCAUGUAAAUCAGAUCCUCGAUCACAAAGCACGCUAUACAAAGAUAUUGGAGUGACUUUCGCUACCACUAAAAAGUGAAGACAACCAUUUGCUGAAGGCUUGCCUUGACACUAACUAUGGACUAUUGGAGUGCCUUGGAGGUGUACAAGGAGAUGUUGUUGCUCUACCUGGAGGAAGGCAGGCGGCUUGUGAACACCAACUGUGAGACGUUGGAACCAUGGCAGAUCAUUGGAGCCACUCUCAUAUCUACCUUAGGAGCAGUCUGGGUCAAAGGCUUCCUGUUUCAGCAAGAAACCCUGACAUCCCGAAUCAAGAAGCAGAGCUUUCGACUCAUCAGAAAAAUACCCUUUGUUGGCGCAGCAAUCCAGACCCAGCUGAACAAGGCCCUGGAUGACAUGUCUGUCAGUCUUUGCGCACUGAAGGAGGGCAUGAACUACACCAAACAGCUGCCUGAACAAGGGCUAACGCAAGCUGAAGUUCUAGACAGGAUCAGCGAGUACGAAACACUGAAUGAAGUGGAUUGGGAGAAUGGACGAGUGUCCGGUGCAGUGUAUUGGGGAGAUCAGACACUUACCAAACUUUUGGUGAAGGUGUAUGGAGACUUUGCAUGGAGCAACCCACUUCACCCAGACAUCUUUCCCGGUGUGAGGAAGAUGGAGGCAGAAGUUGUAAGAAUGACGUGUACCCUCUUCCACGGUGGGCCCAACACUUGUGGCACAGUCACCUCUGGGGGAACUGAAAGCAUAUUGAUGGCAUGCAAGGCGUACAGAGACAUGGCCUAUGAGCGCGGUGUGAAACAUCCUGAAAUCAUUGCACCAAUCAGUGUCCAUGCCGCCUUUGACAAAGCAGCAAACUACUUUGGAAUGAAGCUUGUUCACAUCCCCCUGGACAAGAAUACAAUGAAAGUGGAUGUUAAGGCGAUGAGGAGAGCUAUCAGCAAGAACACAGCCAUGCUUGUAUGCUCCGCACCCCAGUUCCCGCAUGGAAUCAUUGAUCCUAUUGAGGAAGUAGGAAAGCUGGCUUUAAAGUACAACAUCCCUCUGCAUGUGGAUGCUUGUUUGGGAGGGUUUCUCAUCGUGUUCAUGGCCAAAGCCAAUUAUCCACUGGCUCCCUUUGACUUCAGGGUAAAGGGUGUGACUAGUAUAUCUGCAGACACACACAAGUAUGGCUACGCCCCUAAAGGUUCAUCAGUGAUCCUGUAUAGUGACAAGAAGUACAGGCACUACCAGUACUUUGUGGCUCCAGACUGGCAAGGGGGCAUCUAUGCGUCCCCAUCAGUGGCAGGAUCUCGGCCAGGCGGUAUCAUCGCAGCGUGCUGGGCUACCAUGAUGCACAUGGGAGAGGAUGGCUACAUAAAGGCCACCAAGAAGAUAAUUGACACUGCACGUACCAUCAAGACAGAAAUCCGAAAGAUAAAUGGGGUGUUUGUGUUUGGAGACCCUGAAGUGUCUGUGGUGGCAAUAGGCUCUGACGUCUUCGACGUUUUUCGUUUAUCAAACGCACUGACUUCAAAGGGUUGGAAUCUCAACAUGCUACAGUAUCCAUCCAGCAUCCAUAUCUGUUGUACUGUACUGCACACACAUGAAGGUGUGGCCAAACAGUUAAUCAAUGACAUCAAAGAGCAGGUGGCUCUCAUUUUGAAAAACCCCAAUGAGAAGACCACUGGAAUGGGAGCAAUCUAUGGCAUGGCCCAGUCCAUCCCUGACAGAUCCAUGGUGACUGAGAUCUCCCGAGGCUUCUUGGACUGCCUCUACAGCACAGAGGAGCCCAAGUCGUCUCAGCCUCAGAAGACCCAUAUGAAUGGCAACGGCAAGGCCCACUGAGUCAGGAGAAGGCUGGCUGUGGCCUGGACACACACCUGGGUCAUGUUCAUUAGGGAACAUAAUGGUAAGCGUUGUGAAACGUUUUGCAAUGGAAAAUGAAAAGGAGCGUUUACUGGAUAAGCUCAAGUAGUCCCUCCAUGUUUCAGUCCAUUUUCUUCAGGUCGGUGACUAAUGAACACGGCCCUGGUUACCAGCCUGCCUCACCUCUGGUCCACCCACUACAUCACUCAACAUUUGCCUUAUCCUGCCCACCUUUUAUCUACCUACUUUUUCAGAUAUGUUCUGAAGCACAAGCCAUUGUUUUUAGCCAUCGUGAGGAGAAUUCUUAAAAUAUGUAGAAAGUGAAAGCACCUAUUGUACAAAAAUAUAUAGAAUAGUUGCUCAAACCAUUGGGGGGUUUUGGUCUGGUUGUAUUAAUUGUCCACCACGAUAAUAUCAGGGAUGGGACGAUUGAUCUGUCUCCGUACGUUCAUACAUUAGUCACACGCGAUAUCUCCGACAGCACUGGCCCGAUUUUGACGAAACUUGUGUGAAUGAAGCGUCUGCCGUGAUAAAAAACAAACACUUAAUGCUACUCUUCUGACACCAAAUGAGCGAUCUGCAUGAAACAUCUAUGAGCAAAGGUCUCUCGGCGCAAUAUUUUCCAGACUAGUACCUUAAACAACAUGGCCACUAUUGAGUCUAGCUAACCCUCGCAAUAUUUUGAUGGAACUUGGGGGAAUUAUCUGUCUUUUAGAAAAGUUUGUGGUCAUACGCACAUCCUUAACAACGUAGGGGCUGGGCUAAUAAAGAAUGUGUAAAGAACAGGAAAGCCUGCACCCUGUUAAAGCUCCCAAUUCGCAGUUUUAUUCACAAUGUUUCGAUCCAAAACGGAUCAUAAUCCAGUCAAACAGACUGAGUGCUCACAUCCCAAAAUAUACACAUUUCACCUCACAUGACGCAUGGUGGGUGUGGAAACGAUUCAAUUCACUUUUGCGUAUAGUCAAUCAUAUAAUUAAUCCCAGAGGUACUCGUGGUCAUAAAGGAUUAAAUGCAUACAAAUUAAAACAUGGGUAACAGUAAAAAGAUUUGGAAACCGUUGGAAUACACAACCAUAUGACCAUUACGCGCAGGUCGUGCAGUGGCCGUAGAUAUAAUUACAAUUACCUUUUUUUUUUUAAACAACUUGCCUACCUCUAAUAAUUUGAUAUCAAUGAGAUGGGCCCAUGUAGUAGUAGUUACAUAAAAUCAAAUGUACAAAAUGACCAAGUGGAGACCUGGAUGGCAAGACGAAUUGAACGUAGCAUAUUCAUGUAAGAAAUUGUCUGUUAUCAAACUCUUGGUUCAAACCUUUAUGAGACAUGGUAGGCAAACGGUGAAUCCAAUACAAUUCUCUUCUCGGUAAUAGAUUAUCAGUAUCUCCCCUGCUCCUAGUAACCUUAACAUGUUCAAUACCAAUGUAUCUCAGAGAUCUGAUGUUGUAACGAACCUCCAUGAAAUGCACAGCCACAGGGUUUCUCUGAUCAAGAGAUCUAAUAUUAUUCCUGUGUUCUGCUAUCCUUGUUUUCAGAGAACAUUUCAUUUUUCCCUACAUACCAUACACCACGAAUACACUUAUCAGAUAUACCACAUUUGUAGAACACGUAAUGAUACCCUUCAUCUCAAUGGCCUUGUCUGUGAUGGGGUAAUUGAACGUUGUGCAUUUGUUUGUCUACAUAACCUGGUUCAAACAUUCAUGACAUUACCCUGAAGAAGGCACAGUGAUGCCAAAACAUUGGUGUUUUUUUUAACCCAAUAAAUUACUGGGAGUGUGAGACUUUGUUUUGAUAGUGACGAGCCUCGGUGAAAUGCGCAGCCACGGUGUUUCUCUGAUCAAGGGUCCUGAUAUUACUCCUGUGUUCUGCUAUCCUUGUUUUCAGAGAUCGUUUAGUUUUUUUCUACAUAGCAUAGACCACAAAUACACUUUCUCAGGUAUACCACAUUAGUAGAACAGGUAAUGAUACCGUUAAUCUUAAUGGGGUGAUUGAAAAUUGUGCAUUUGUUAGUGAAAUUACACGGGAUACAUCGGCCACAUCUUUAAUUACCAUCCAGCUCAUUGUCUAGGAAAGUACUACGUGACACACGGUGGAAGAUCAGACCUCACCACCAUUUGGCUGAUUUUUUUUGAGACUUGUCCGAAGACUCCCCGGGAGGGUUCUUUUAAAUGUCUUUUCCAGUCGUGGGGUCAGUGCUCAAGAUGUGGAUUUUUUUUUUCCAUUUUAAAUUUAAGAUAUUGUUGAACUGUUUGUCUAGUGGGGAGUAAUUGAAGGAACAAUUGGACUCGUUAGUCGGGGCGGGAUGGUUUGGGAGUGAGUGUCAUCCUGGGUCAUAUUUUUUUAACGGUCCCAUGCAGCAUGCAGCCAUUCCUCUGGGUUACCUUGCUGUCUGAAGUGCUCAUCCAGACCAUGUGCUUGUUUGUCAUAAUCACACUGUGUACUACAGAUCCUGUGUAUGCGACUGUACAGGCUUGCGAAAAUAUUCACCCCCCCUUGGCAUUUUUCCUAUUUUGUUGCCUUGCAACCUGGAAUUAAAAUAGAUUUCUCUUUUUGGGGGGGUGUGGGGGGGGUGUUUGUAUCAUUUGAUUUACCCAACAUGCCUACCAUUUUGAAGAUGAAAAAUAUUUUUUUGUGAAACGAAGCAAGAAAGAAGACACACAAAAUAUUUAGUGUGCGUAACUACCCCCCCCCCCCAAAAAAAGUCAAUACUUUGUAGAGCUACUACAGUUUACAGCUGCAAGCUGCAAGUCUCUUGGGUUGUCUCUAUUAGCUUGGCACAUCUAGCUACUGGGAUUUUUGCCCAUUCUUCAAGGCAUAACCUUUUUCACUUCAACAAUUUUGACUUUUGUAUAUGUCCAUUAUAUGUAAUCCAAAAAAAAAAAUCCACUUAAAUUACAGGUUGUAAUGCAACUGCCAAGGGGGAUGAACACUUUUAUAAGGCACUGUAUUGGCUGAUAGCUUACACCCUUAUGAGCCCCCCCUAUCUCUGCGUAACAGGGAAUUCCUGUUCCGCCGGCUCCCUAUAGGUCGGUGCUAAAGCCAACUCCCUCUUUAUCAAAAUGUCUUGCCCUAGAGAUGUAGCAUUUACAGAAUUACUCAUUGGCCCAAGGGAGGCACUACAGUAAUCAACUGUAUGUACAUUAGUCACAUGCGAUAUCUCAGACAACUACACUGCAUCAUUUGUGGAGGAUCACAUGUUCAUUGUUGCCUUGUUUAACACCUGAUUUACUUAACAAAAAUAGGUGGUUCAGGUAAAUCAUGAUAUCGCUAAAGGGGGACUUUCCUAUUUUUCUCUAUUGUGCCUCUACUUUUCCUCAAGCAAGGGAGAGGCUGACUUUUAAUUUUUUUACCCUUUAGUGUGUGUACUUUGGGAUAUCACUUUAACAGUAAAACAUUUCAUACUCAAUGUUCCAGGUACAAACAACCGUGUUUGUCAGUCUCUGAUUCUUCUACAACAACAUUUACAUUUACAUUUAAGUCAUUUAGCAGACGCUCUUAUCCAGAGCGACUUACAACAAAUAAUGGUUUUAACUGAAAAGCACUAAUGUCCUAGUGAAAUAAAUACUUACCCAGUGAACAGGAGGGAGCAAUGUUCUCUGCAUGUAUUUGUAAGGACAACAUACUUGAAUCAUUUAAGACUUGAGCCCAUUUUGAAUUAACAUUACCUACCUAGGCUCUUGUACUAUAUUGCAUAUAUACAUGUAUGACUAAUUGCGGUCUGUUUGUGGCUAAUUGCUAUCUUUCAGUAAUAAUUUAGACUGCAAGAAACCCUGGCUGCUGUAACACAUUACCUAGUAUACUGUACACCGCCACUAUGUUAUUAAGAAUCUGAGACUGCAAUCCACUGAUUUGACAACAUAUUCAUUACCCCCUCUAUUCUUUGAGACAAUGGUUUAGCCCUUAAUUGAAUGGUUUAGACCUGAAAUGAUCUCAAAGAACAGAAUACACACUGAAAUAUCUUUAGAAGUUGUAAAGUCUCCAUCUCAAUUAUGUGUUCUUGUAGCUAAUUAAUUGAUUUGGCUUCUAAUUUUAUCUACCUCAGUUUCUGUUCAAUGCAAUUGUGUUGCUUGUUCAGUCAUUAUAGGUCUAAAGAAUACCAGAAAAGCCUGCCUCAGUUUUUCAUGUAACAUUUAAACGUAUGGCAUUUGAGAAACUGCAGUGUUCUUAAAAAAGCAAUACUGGUAUAAAACUGUUUGCAAAAAAACAAAAACUACUGGAUGUACACUUGGUAUGCCCCCAAAACACACUUCAAAUUAUCUUUCCAUCAAAAUGUUCCAUGUGCUUUCACAUUUGUGUUUGCAGUCAAACUUAAGUGAAUAUCCACUUUUCUUUCCAUGUCUGUAGCUAGGUUUCUAUCCAAUUGACAACAGAUUAAUAUGAAUAUUAAAAAAAUUAACAAAGAAAAUACUGCAUGCUCAUUUUCCCACCAGUGAUGUUUCCACCAAACAGACCUGUUGCGCAUAAAACUCAUUGCGUGAUGACGUAGGGCACAAACUUUUAUUUUUCGCUGAAAUGUAUGUACCGACAAAAAAAAAUCUAAAGUUCAAUGUGUUUCCAUCGCAAUCUUCAACUCUACUGAUAGUUUUGUCACAAACUGUUGCGUUAAUUAGCAAUAUGGUCUUGACACUUCCGCUAUAGCAAACAGCUCACAGAUAAAGUGCGGGUAGGCUAGUCUACAUGACGAUAUUAUGCAUAUGAAUGUUUUAUUUGUCAAAGCAUCGAUUAUCAUGUUACCAGAUAAUAACCAUCGAUAUUUAAUGGGAAGGAGCAUCAUGCUCACCGUGCACUUUCACCACGCUGUGAUGUUCAUCACGAUUUAUUUAAUCUGUAAUUUAAUAAACGGUAUGGUUUUCCAAGUCGUAGUGGGAGGACCACACACUAUCAUCGAGUGACUCAAAUUACUUCGAUAUGAUGGUUAUUAUAUUUCUAUUUGGCGCAUAAAGGCGUUUCCACCGCCAUUUCUCUCAUCAUACAUUUUACAGACACAAGAUCACACCAUGCCGAACAAACAAAUUAUCUGUCGUAUUUAUAAAAUUGUACCGAAACUUCCAUUAAAAAAUAACUUUUACUUUACUCACAAAACUGUGGAGGGAAAUGUGGUUUGUGUCGUAGAUGUUUAACCUUCUGAAGUCAUAAAAAGGGAAAUAACCUGACAAUGUUAUGAUGAUGCGAUGGCUUUUAAAUCAUACCAUUUAACUUUUAGCCCAGUCCUGUUGUAUAAUUCUUAAGCAUUUUUUUGUGUGACCACUUUUUUUAUUCUUAUUAAUCACUGUGAUUUUUCUUAUCUGCAACGAUUGUGUUUUGGGGUAAAUACUAAUUUGUGGGUCAAUCCUGGUCCUUGAAGGCUGCGGUGUCUGGUUUGUUCUUUUGAUUGGUUUUCUAUCUUAAAAUCAAUGCUUGAUUAUAUAGCAACUAUGAAAACCAAUAGACAGGGUGGCCCUCAGACGAGUUGAGGACACUAGCUGGAUUACCUGAAAAUAUACAGUAAAUAUAGUAGUUAGUGGAACCAUACAGUACCACUGAACAAAAGGGUCAAAGAUCUGACAAUGGGUAGUUUCUAUUUUCUAGGUGGAGCCAUCAAUGGAGAAAUAACCACUAAUAUGUUGACAUUAAUAGCCAGGAGUAUAUUAAAUUGCAAAAGAAACAAAGGUAAUUUAAUGUAAAUUGUGAUAGUACCUGAAUUGCUGCUUAGUGCUUACCCCACUAUAGUCUAAAUUGUACAGUGUAAAUCUUAAAGCGCCUUGCCCUCAAGGAGGUAGGGUUAAGAUCAUGCCUUCUGUUAUUGUCUAAGGGAAUAAUCUUCACAGCAAUAAAUCACAUUCACCUGUAUGCCUUCAGAGGCCAGAUUAAUGAGGGCUGUUGGGUAAUAGCAAUGUAUAGAAUCUCAAUGUAGAUUCUUAUUUAUAUGUAUCGAUCAGCCUUAGGGAUUUGGCUUCGCAACAUCAAGUUCAGUAAGGUCCAGUUAAUUUAUACUGUACAUGUCAAUUUUAAUAUCAUUAAAUGUUUUUGAAAAUCUAAAAAUAUAGUAGCAUGAAUUUGUAGCUAUUUGUAGUUUCUUGCUACCCUUCAUUAUUCCAGAAAAAAACCCUUUGGAAAGCAUUUGUUGGCCAUGGUUACACUCCUUUCAGCACAACAAUUGAUUCCAAAAUACUUUCAGCACACAGGAAGCUGAACACCAUAACAAUUACAAUAAACCUACAACAGCUGUUCCAUUUGUUGUUUUUAGAGAUUCAUUCAAUGUGAUAACCUUGUUUUAUAAUAUGAUUUCUAGGAGGGGUGAAAUAUUGAGGCUGACCCCAUUUGUCUGUAGGCUACACUUUGGACAAAUUAAUAAACAGACACUUACUGGUUAUUCAAACAACUAUUUGUCACUUACAAAACAUUACACAGGAAAACCAUUUCAGACACACAGACUAGACAAAGUCAGUGUUUUUAUAUAGCAAUAAUGUUGGAAUGAUCAAAUCGAUUUCCCCCAGAUUUCAAAGGUUUAGAGUCUGAGCUAGAGUUAUGUACAUUAGACACUUGAUUUUACAUUACCUGAUUCUGCUCAGUUGGGGACAGGAAUGUUUGAUAUACAGUAUCUAUGGUAUUUUUACUGGCUAAUCACUGGUUGCUAAUAAAUCCACUUUCCACCAAAGCAAUUGUUUUAAAGGUAUAUUUGGCUUCAUCAGUCAAGCAACAAACACCACACCAGCAAAAUGUUUGAAUUAAAAGUGACCUGUAAACAUUAAAUAUUAAUUGGGAUUCUGA